Molecule: messenger RNA, 1143 nt
Organism: Oxyura jamaicensis (ruddy duck)
Lineage: Eukaryota; Metazoa; Chordata; Aves; Anseriformes; Anatidae
Gene: GAS1
Product: growth arrest specific 1
Exons: 1
Coding region: 42-1046 (334 amino acids)
Biological process (GO): negative regulation of mitotic cell cycle
Source: RefSeq, a predicted model, not a curated record
ACCAGCGCCUCUCCCCCGCGACCCCGCGGCCGCCGCCCGCGAUGGUGGCCCGCUCGCCCGCUCGGCACGGCGGCGGCGGAGGGCUGCUGUGGCCGCGGCCGGCCGCCUGGCUGUGCGUGGCGGCGGCGCUGGGCGCCGUGUGUCCGCCGCGGGGCUCGCUGGUGCAGGGCCGGCGGCUGAUCUGCUGGCAGGCGGUGCUGCAGUGUCAGGGGGAGCCCGAGUGCAGCUACGCCUACAACCAGUACGCCGAGGCGUGCGCCCCGGUGCUCCUGCAGCAGCCGCCGGCUGCCGGUGGCGGCGGCGGCGGGGACGGCGCGGCGGGCGCCGCGGGCUCGGCCGCCUCCCGGCGGCGGUGCCCCAGCCACUGCAUCGCGGCCCUCAUCCAGCUCAACCACACCCGGCGCGGCCCGGCGCUGGAGGACUGCGACUGCGCGCAGGACGAGAACUGCCGCGCCACCAAGCGAGCCAUCGAGCCCUGCCUGCCCCGCACCAGCAGCGGGGCCGGCGGCGCGGGGGGCGGCGGAGGCGGCCCCGGGGGAGGCCCCGGGCCCGGCCCCGGCGGCGGCGUGAUGGGCUGCACGGAGGCGCGGCGGCGCUGCGACUGGGACAGCCGGUGCAGCCAGGCGCUGAACCGCUACAUGACCUACUGCGGGAAGCUGUUCAACGGGCUGCGCUGCACGGCCGAGUGCCGCGCCGUCAUCGAGGACAUGCUGGCCGUGCCCAAGGCCGUGCUGCUCAACGACUGCGUCUGCGACGGGCUGGAGCGGCCCAUCUGCGAGUCGGUCAAGGAGAACAUGGCCCGCCUCUGCUUCGGCGCCGACACGGGCAGCAACGGCGCCGGCAGCAGCGGCGGCUCGGACGGCGGCCUGGAGGAGUACUACGACGAGGACUACGAGGAGGAGCCGAGCCAGAAGGGGAGGGACGAGGCGGAGGACAAUGCGGGCGCCGAGCCCGGCUUCCCCAUGCAGGCGGACAGCGCCGGGCGGGCCGCCGCCGCCUGGGCCCUGCUGGCCUCCAUCUUGCUGCGGCUGCUGGCCGGCCUCUAGCCGGGACCGCUCCCCGAGACGAGCCGAGACGAGCCGAGUCCCCUUCCCUUCCCUUCCCUUCCCUUCCCUUCCCUUCCCUUCCCUUCCCUUCCCUUCC